AAAUAAGGAGUACCCGCAUACGCAGUGCGGUGAUGCCCUCAAGCAUACCUAUUGAACAAAUCAUGGUUUAUGGGUAUUUGAAAUUUAAAUAAGCAGAAGUUUCGAGGCGCGCGCAAAUCGCAUAUAAGAUAUAUAACUGACUGCACCUUUUGACCUUUUACACGUUCACUAAGUCUGUAAAGGUCGAUGUUAAUUUUUGCGGAAUAUCCACGUUCAUUAAAUAUACUCAACUGUAUCAUAUAAAAUUAUUAUCCACACUUUGCAGUACUUUAUACUUUGCACAGUAGUCAGUAGUGAGAAGAUGAUGCCGAUGCUUAUAAAAUAUAAAUGUACCGUAAGAUGAUCCGGUCAUCGUCAUCACUUAAAUAGUAUACGUCACAUCCGUCAGGUGGCUGCCGUCUGGUGUUGGAGUCGUAGGUCGUAGUCGACAAGGCAGUUUCCCCGUAUACUACGUGUGUGCAGUGUAAACAGAGUGUGGGUAACCCACACUUUUACAAAAUUGAAACAGUGGCGUUUAUUGUUAGACUGCACUGGCAUACCUACAUGGCUUGACGUCGGCUUCCAAGUUUUAUCUUUUUUUAUUUUCGUUUACGUCUAGAAUGUUUAUAUUUUAGUUUACGACAAAAUUUAACGUAAUAUGGUAUAUUUUAGCCAGUUAUUGUUGUAUAAUUGUUUUUACGUUUAGUAAUUGAGUUUUUCCAUUUAUAUUGGAUUCGCGAAGAAGGAUUACAAUAUAUAGGAGAACAAAAUACAGCGCACAGAAGAUAAAAAAGUAUAUAUUUUAAUUUUAAGAUGAGUCCAGUUAUUAAUAUUUUAUUCUCCCAUUGCCGGAGCAAUAUUUAUUUGAUUGUUGGUGUUUGCGUGGGUCUCAGUAUUAGUUUGCUUUUUGCCCCAAUCGAGAUAAAUGACUGUCAAGACUUGGAAGAAUCUCUCCCUUAUUCUAUAAGUAGUAAUGAAUUAAUUGACGAAUAUGAGCCAAAAAUAAAUAUCGAAGCUAAACCCCAAAAGGCUAAGAGAGUUCCAAAAGUAUUUGUUCGACCAAGGUACUACUCAACAGAGUUAGGAAUUCGUGACAAAUUAUUCAUUGGUGUGCUAACGAGUCCUGAGUACCUGCACAGCCGAGCAAUUGCCUUAAAUAAAACAGUCUCUCAUUUAGUGGAUAAAGUUCGAUACUUUAUUUCAAUACCUGAAGGAACAAAACCAAAUGUAUCAUUGCCAGGAAUAGUUGGAUUUACGGAUACAAGAAGUAUUUUGCAACCAUUUCAUGUACUGAAGUAUAUAACUGACAAUUAUUUAGAAGAUUACGACUAUUACUUUUUGGUAAAAGAUACUAGUUACAUUAAUGCCAGAAAAUUAACUGAGAUUGUCAAUCAAAUUAGUGUGAGCCAAGAUGUGCAUCUUGGUAUUGGCAGUGGUGAUGACGCAUAUUGCUCUCUAGAUGGCGGUAUAAUACUGAGUAAUUCUGUAAUAAAAAAAUUAAAAAAUAAUUUAGAUUGGUGCGUUAAAACAACAUUCUCUUCUUCUGAUGAUGUUAACAUUGGGAGAUGCAUAUUGCAUUCAGCAUCACUCCCUUGUACACACAAAGCUCAAGAACAGAUAUAUUUUUCAACAAAGUUGAAUGUUACAUUCGACUAUCAAAAUGACUUCAAAAAAUUAUGCGCCGAUGAGGACUUUCAGAAGUCCAUUACAAUAUAUCCUAUAUACGAUCAUUUGAUGAUUUACAAUAUAAAUACUCAUUUUGCAGAAAUGGAACUUCUUAAGGUGGAAAAAGAAAUAGACAGCUUGCGCAAACAGAUAGUAAAAACUACAAGUUUUACUCCAAAAAAUCAACAAGAUCUUAGUUGGCCAAUUGGUAAUCAACCAGGAAGCAAUGCUAUGAAUCGAUUUGAUAUCUUAAGAUGGACAUAUUUCAAUAUGACUCAUGUAUUUCUUGAUGAUGACUUUGGAACUGUAAAAGAGUUGAACGAUUAUCAAAAAGAAGAUGUCAACAAUGUUGUUAAUGUAACAGUUAAAAGAGUUGUUGAUAAUUAUAAUAAGCAAUUAAAAUUCAACAAGCUACUGAAUGGGUACUGGAAAUUUGACUCGUCCAGAGGAGUUGAUUAUAUACUUGAUCUCAGUUUUGCUACUGAUUCAGGAGUUGAAGUUAAUAAACGGAUAGAAGUAUGUAAGCCAUUAGGAAAAGUUGAAAUAUUACCCGUACCAUACGUUACAGAAAAUUCUCGGAUCAAUAUGAUUAUUGCUGUUGAUGCAUUCAAGAAAGAGGAAUGCAUGAAAUUCUUAGCACAUUAUGCAGAUACGUGCAUGGACAGAAAGGAUAAAGUCACACUGACAGUGGUUUUAUUGUACAAUCCUGGAUAUGCAUCAAAGGGAAACGAAGAUAUCUUUCAUGAAAUAAAAAAACGUGCCUUAUUUUUGACUGAGAAGUAUAAAAAAGAUCAGCUAAAAGUUACGUGGCUUUCAAUUCGGCUGCCCACUAUUUCCAGUUUUAUAGAAAUUGAACCACUUUUAAAAAUUGCUAUUGCCGAUUUGUAUGUCAAAAAGUUUUCUUCAGACAAUUUGAUAUUGUUUGCAGACACCAGAAUGGAGUUAAAAUCUGAGUAUUUAAAUAGGGUAAGUUUUUUCACAGUAGAAAAAUACAGACGAUUGCAAAAAGUACAUGAUCUAUCUUAUGACAAUUUAUUAUUUUCAAAUUUUAAUUCUUUUGCCAUGAAAUAUUUACAGGUACGGAUGAACACUAUCAGCCAAUGGCAAGUUUUUAGUCCAAUUCCUUUUGUACAAUAUAAUCCAGAUAUAAUUUAUUAUGAUGCAAGCGUUAAGCAUGUGGAUUUUGAUAUUAUUCAUAAUCAUGGACGAUAUGACGACUAUAAUUAUGACUCAGUAUCAUUUUACACAAAAGAUUAUAUGACAGUGCGAAAAUCUAUCGAAAAUCAAGUACCCUUGGUGCGAACUGACAAAGACAUCGCAAGUAUGUUACAGUUAUCACAAACUAUUUCUAUUGGCUCAAUUUUCGAAAUGUUCGUUGUCUUCAGCAAUUUGAAUACUUUUCGCGCUGUAGAACCUGCCUUAAAACUGAAAUAUAAAGAAAUUAAUUGUAUUGGCACAAGGAAUAACAUCACUCUUAAUACGUGUUUGAAGCAAAGAAAUCUUCAACUGGGAAAUCGUGGUCAGCUAACAAGACUGAUACUGGACUAUAAAGAUCAUCAAUAAUAUAUGCUUUCGACUUUUAUGUUGUUUAAGAAAGACCAAAUUAUGUUGUGAUAAGAUAAAUAAAUAAUCAAGUUCCUGUUGAAGUAUAAUAUACAAAAGCUGGGUAUCUACUGAAAAUAGUUUAAUGUAAAUAGAUUUUAAGUAAAGAUAUUCGAGAAUUCAA
Nasonia vitripennis (jewel wasp) is the source of this 3370-nucleotide messenger RNA. RefSeq names its product chondroitin sulfate synthase 2 (gene Chpf). Gene Ontology annotation, molecular function: glucuronosyl-N-acetylgalactosaminyl-proteoglycan 4-beta-N-acetylgalactosaminyltransferase activity. Bases 793 to 3207 code for a protein of 804 amino acids. Gene Ontology annotation, cellular component: Golgi cisterna membrane. The record is from RefSeq and is a predicted model, not a curated record. NCBI's taxonomy places the organism in Eukaryota, Metazoa, Arthropoda, Insecta, Hymenoptera, Pteromalidae. The transcript has 5 exons.